UAUACACGGACAUAAAGUUAAAGAAAUGAAUACGACUUAGCCAGCUUGGCUGCUGGACUGCCAUGCUUGCACAGUCGAACUACCUCGCUCACAUAGACCGCGGUUAGCUGCUUGCAUGAAUAAACAGAAUGGUUCCACCUCAAAUAUAUUUGCCGUUGGUGCCUUUCAUUUGCGCCAGCCAAUCUCUUGGCAGUACAGCGGCGACCCACAGGAUCAAGAGUCUCUGGCUGUGCUAUAGUUGGCUCCAGCCCGACCCUACUCUCUAACUAUGGUUAACCUCAUAGGUCAAAUCUCUAAAGAUGCUUAAGAGGAAUAUCACAAUGGAAGCCAAUGAUGAUUUUGUGGGUGGAUUUGGGAUGCAGCCCACGCAGCCGUCGGACAAUAGGCGCAGGAUGCACGAGGUCCAGCUGCAGCUAUGAUGCAGCCAACGAAUGACAACGAGAUGAAGUCCACGGUACAGGCACACGGCUACCGGUUUGGUGACAUCCCCAACGUGCACCAGUUGCGUGCAGAUGUUUGGAGGAUGCUGGCAGUGGCACAUCCAGCUCAAGUCGUCGCAUGGCUACCAGUCACAGCCGCCAGAGCACCACCACCGCCCGAGCCAGCUUUGCCGUGGGGCUUCCGAAAGAUGUGGCUCAAUGGGCAUUCUACAGAGAAGACGGGGCUCACCAAGCGUCCUGGCGGACGCAUCCCAGAGGCUGCUCUCACACGCUAUGAUGGUGGAGACGUGCCGGAAAUCAAUCAGGACGGGCAGCGUCUGGAGUGGCCUACCGUGCUGGAAGCCAACAUACUGGGGCUGGGCCAUGUGCAGCAGCAGAUCUACAUGCUCAAGGUCAAGAACCGGCCGCCUGACUUGCAGCCCAUCACCGUCACAAUGCACGGGAUAGCCGUGGUGAACCCAUCACUCGAUCAUGCAGCUGCAGUCGUGGCCGCUGGGCAAUUUUUCGAAUUUGGCGAGGAUGGUGCUCCGUUGCAGGAGGAGUGUGUCAUGGACAAGUGGUGGUGGGUGCGAAACAACCCCUACACCAGCCAAGCACUCCUCAACACGGUUAAGCUCGCCUUCAUGGACAUCCUUUUUGGUUUCAAACCUGGCGACAAGCGGCAGAGCAACCCUGACUGCUUCUGUGGCACCAUGUUCCACAUCUGCAUCAAGGGCCUGUUCGUUCUGCCCCGAUAUGGCCCCAACAUUGUGCCCCAUUGCCCCGCUGUCACAAUGGUGCUGGGCUGCAACAAUGUCUUCACGCUGGCCUGCGAGCUCGACCGUCAGUACACCGCAACAGUGGAGGAACAGCUUGGACUGCCGGUCCCCAUGUGUGACCCCGAGGUCCUGGAGGACAUCCUUGUGCAAGCAGAGGUUGUGGCCCACCGAACCACGCACUAUGCCACCAAGUAUGUCGCCAAGGCCAUGUCGCAGAGCCAAGUCACACGGCUGAACCGCGUGAUCAUGAUCAGCCGCCACUUCCUUGACACUGCAGCUGCUGGUGGUGGAGACCCCGCAGCCGCCCAUGAGGACCGAUGCAAGGGCAUCGGAAACCUUAUCUCCACAGUGAACCGUACGACAGCCAGCCUGACCAUCAGAAUGGCCAUGGCGUCCUUCAACUGCCCUGGGAGUCGAAGCUACGGUCCCCUUCGCGGCGCAGCGCGGUCCGUCCGUCUGUCCGGUUGUCUGUCCGGAGCGUUUUGGAAAUCCCGCGUCGGGAGCGUGCCGUACGUGCUAAAGACCGCCCCGGAAAUAUCCGGAAAGAAUGCGAGGUCGCAGCGCGAUUCGGCCACCCAGCGUGAGCGACGGGAGCGAUUGCAGCAGGAGGAUCCAGCGGCCGCCGCCGCGGCACUACAGCAUGAAUUGGCCACCCGGCGUGAGCGCCGGCGGCGUUUGCAGCAAGAGGAUCCAGCGGCCGCUGCCGCGGCAUUACAGCAUGAUUCGGCCACCCGGCGUGAGCGACGGGACCGAUUGCAGCAGGCGGAUCCAGCGGCCGCCACCGCGGCAAUACAGCAUGAAUCGGCCACCCGGUGUGAGCGACGGGAGCGAUUGCAGCAGGAGGAUCCAGCGGCCGCCACCGCAGCAGUACAGCAUGAAUCGGCCACCCGGCGUCAGCGACGGGAGCGAUUGCAGCAGGAGGAUCCAGCGGCCGCCGCCGCGGCAGUACAGCAUGAUUCGGCCACCCAGCGUGAGCGCCGGCAGCGAUUGCAGCAGGAGCGUGGGCGUGAAUCUACCCUACUGGACCGUCUUAACAGUUUGUUACAACUGGAUUACUUGCAUGGCGACCGGCCCAUCGAGCUGCCAGACUUCUUGAUGGCUCUGCCUGAUGGCCGUGUUGAAGACCUGCCUGACAGUCAGUUGCCAGUAGAGCACCAAGUGCCGUAUGACGUGCAGCUGCAGACCGCUUCUAGCAUGGCGGCGGCAUUGCGGCGUCGUAUGCCAUCACAUGUAUGUGCUGUAUGCUCUGAGCUGUGCUCAACAGACAGCUGCUCAGUGUACAGCUUCCAUGACAUCCCUAAUGUGGACCUGCUGCGUGCCGACAUUCCGUGUACAAUGGCUGUGCCGCGCCGUGCACACACACUGACAUGGCGCCGUAUGGCACGCACAGUUGAGGGGGAAGCACCACCGCCGCCAGACCCCGUGCUGCCAGUUCGGUACCGUAUCCGGCGGAAUGAUCGGCGCAACACAGCCCUGGGGGAAGACGGUGCAGGCACUAGUGGCAAUGGUGUCGCUAUGUUGCUGGACGACGACAUCAGGGGCGCCCAUAGCGGCACCUCUGAGGAGGACGAAAUAGCACAGGCUGCACUGGAAGCGCCAUCACAACAGCUGCCGCCCGAGCUGCAGCCAAAGCCACCCCGCGUACUGCCGCGCCCAUGCCCUACAGACUCUGCAUCCGUGGAAAUACCGUACUGUAUUCGGCUGGAGCCCGACCUACCCAAUCGCACCAUGCUGGUCGAUGCAGCUGGCAUGGAGCGCAUCUUCGUCUGCAAGGAUUGUGAGGCUGCACUUUCGGCUCGACGCAUCCCAGAUGCAGCUCUGGCGCGCCUGGACCCCGGGGAUGUGCCCCUCAGCAAUCACCUCGGUGAGCCGUUGCCCCUUCCGACCUUCCUGGAAAGCCAGGUGCUCGCGCGUGCACACAUAUUGCAGCAGGUGAUAGUUCUGCAUCUGGGCGGUCGGCCACCGGAGGUUUUUCCACAGGCGGUACGUGCACACGGUGUAGCGCUGGCCAACCCAGGCCGACAUCUAUGGUGCGGCCUCAUACCAGCAGCACUCGCUGAAAUGGCAGGGUGCAUCACCGUCGUCUGUGUGGACCAUGUGCGCAACCGGCACGAGUUGCGAGAACGUGUCUGCAGUGCACCUGCACUACAGAUGCGAGGACCCAUUAUCGUUGCGUGGGUCCGCUACCUGCAGCAUCUCGAUGAGGAGGAGUGGGCGAUCGAUCCCGUGGCGCUCCAGGAAUACGAGAAAAUGGGCUGUGCCCCGUUCGUCCCGGAAGUAUUGCUGGAUAAUGCAGUGGGACCCACCGAUGAGGAAGUCGCUGGUGUGCUGCGCAGCACCUUUAUGCAUGGCCGCACAGGAGCUGCUGGUGUUCGGCAGCAACAGGAUGAGAUUGAGGCUGCAAUUGCUGAGGCUGGGAUGGAGACGACUGGAGCACAUGCCUCGACAAUUGAUGAGGCUGCAAACGGGGCUGAUAUGGAUGUUGAUGCUGCUAGUGCUGCUGAGGCUGCUGCUGCAGUUAGUGCGCGUGACGAACAGGAGGAUGACCAGGACAGCUUGCUUGGUGGACGGCCAUUUGUCGCAUUUGUACACACGCCUUCCACCACUGCAGAGCCGAUCGCAGGUGCAGAGCCACCCGAACCUGGCACCACUACAGAGCCGGUGGCAGGUGCAGAGCCACCUGAGCCUGGCACACUGGAUGAGCUGGAGCUCGUCGUACCGCAGCCCUCCCAUCUACCGAAUGAUGGCAGCGAGAUCGACACAUGCCCGUGGCGGGUGGAGGAGAUGCUAACUGGUCGCUCGAAGCUGGUACUGUGUGGCGGUGACUAUGCCCGACAGCCGCUGGAUGAGCAGCACCCGGCGAUUCUCGCGGUGUGCUUCCCAACGGCCUUCCCAUAUGGCCUGUCCGGGCAGCGCCCGCCAGGGAUGUCGUACUCCGUCUACUGCAAGCACCUCAUCCGGAGGGUGCCACGGAAGCAGUUUAGCGGGAACCCAAUGUUGCUGGCUCGGAUGUACGACAUUUCCCUCCGGCAGGCGACGAUGGCCCAGGUGGGGAUAACCAUGCGAAUAAAGCCGCACCUAGAACGGGAUCUUACACGGCUGCCACGAGAUGUAGUACGGGCCAUGGCGGACAUCCUGGCGCUACCGUACAGCCACCCACAGCGCCGGGCUUUGCUGGCGCAACAGUCCCCAUUGGUGCAAACACUGGUAGAAGGUACCCGCCGCAGUACCGUACAUGUGGACCUCACCGAUGCAUAUUACAACGGUGCACAAGCGCAAAUGCGGGCAGCAGCUAUGGCCAUCGGCUGGCCAACUCUAUUCUUCAACAUCAACCCGGCCGACAUGCACGCCGCCGCUGCUAUUGUAGCGUCCGGGCAGGUCGUGGAAUUCGGGGAGGACGGGCGGCCACAAAACAUUCCCAGCACAGUUGAGAGAUGGCGACGGGUCAGAGACGAUCCAUACAGCUGUGCAAUGCUGCUGGUGGUGACGAAGGAAGUACUGGUCGAACAGCUCUUUGGCUUUGCACCCGGCGCGCAGGAACAGAGCAACACCAACUGCUUCUGCGGCCGGACCUUUGAAGUGGUGACCAAGGUGGAGCAGAGCGGUCGCCUGGUGCUGCACGUGCAUGGUGUAGCGCAUGUGGCAACCUUUGCGGUGGAACGGCUCCAGGCGCUGUUUAAUGGCCCUAACUGCCGUGCCCUGGCACUGGUGUACGCGUUAUGUCAGCAGUGGUACCCGUCCCCCUACUACGACCCAUCAGUACCGGAAGACAGCCGCCGUGUAUUCCAGAUGUCGCCAGAAGAGACGGCGCAACACGGCAUACCGCCACCAGCCGCAGACAAGUGCUGCCCUCCGAUGUGUGUCCGACACGGCUGCACAGGCACCGACGGCAGCUGUGGUAUGGCAUUCCCGCGCAUCAUACGACACCUAUUUCGGUGGAUCGGCACGCAGGGUCUGUUCUUGCUGCCGCGGCUGGGCCGCAACCUCGUGCCGCAUUUCCCUGCAGCAGCACUCGUGUUCGGCUGCAACCAGCUCUUCAGUCUGGCCUGCGAAGUGGACCGGGCAUAUACGACGGAAGUCGCAGCACAGCUAGAAACAGCAGCCGACGGGAAUGAGACACCCGCACCAGAGGAACCGCUGGGCUCUGCUACCGAUCACGCACGUGAUGUGGCGUACUACACGUCCAAAUACACGGCCAAGACCAUUGAAUGCAGCCAAGCGGACCGUUUGUGUAAUGCCGUCGCCCGUGUACAAGACUUCUUGCUAUCAGGCGUCCCUCCACCGCCUGUCAACAACCAGGACCUUGCCGCCACCACUCCUACCGCCUUCGGAAACCUUGCGGCCGCCGCACAUCGCAUGACCGCCACCAUCACCGUGGGCAUGGCACUAGCGGCAUUCAAACUGUCCGGAUACGACACCUUCCAGGCAUCGUACCAGCGCAGCUACCUCCCCGUCGGUGGGUUCACAGCAUUGGCAAACACACCUGGAGCUGGACCAGAUAAUGAGGAUGGCGCAGUGGAAGUCGCGCUCGUAAACACAGAUACAAACACCGGCGACUAUGUCAUCUCCAACACGGUGCAAAACUACAUCCUCCGCGGCCCGGAGCUUAGCGGCUUGGAAUGCAGUGCAUACACGCUGGCGAGCAACUACAGCUUGGCUCGCGUGCAACCAGCACAACACCUGCACGCUACUACCCUCCAAGGCAUGGUCCUACCUAGCCGCCAUGGCCGCAAACGCACCGCUACCAACAGUGCAGUACUCACACCUUCUGUGGAUGGAACGUCGCCCAACCAACCAGCUCCUACAACCUGUAUACCAGGUCCAUCAGUGCCGACCGUGACGUCACCUCCACCGCUGGAACAAUUGCCGAGUGGUACCAGCAGUGUCACUAAUGCAACCCGACUAGUGGCUCUGCAUCCCAGCCAUCCACUCUAUCUUAGUCACGUCCUGAAGCAUCAUCCCCGCCCACAGUACGUCCUCUUAGGCGGCUCCCUCCCACGCCGGCCGACUGAACGCACCAAGCCGACGGACGCUGAUGAGUACUAUGCCUUUGUGCUAGGUACCUUCAAGUCACAUCGUGGCGCGCCUGUGCCCCCUAACUUAACGGUACAACAAGCAUACGACGAGUGGUGGUCUGAGCUAGCCACCACUGAAUCUGGCCGCCGGUACCAGCAAUGUGUGGCGGCCAUUUUGGACAAUAUUGAACAGGACCACACUGCCCGCGCACACCACACCGAACAGUACAACCAACGGCGGCGCAAGCACAAACUCCCCACGGAGGAUCCUGGCGGAUAUCGGGCUGACGAUGAUGAUGACGGCAAUGCUGAGGCGCAGGAUGCGCACUUCGAGACACACCCUGAGACAUGGCCUGCCAGUGAUACACAGAUCGAACAAGGCCACCCUCAGCAGCCGCGUCCCGCUCCUACUGCCGGCCUGGACCUCGCUGCCACACCGAUCGGCACCCUAUUCGACCGUACCACUGCCAGUGGAUUGUACGCAUAUGAUGCCGUCGUACGAUGCCCUGUGCCCGUGCUGGUGAGCGGCCAUGGUACCUCCGCCUCUUAUCUACUGCGCCGUGUGAAUGCUGCCGAUAUGACGGCCCUCGAGGAGGCAGCUCGGCGCCUAAAACGGUACACUACCAACACUACCCCCCAAGACGGCGUUGAGCCCGACCGUCGCCUAAGUCUACACCGGCAGACCUCGUCCGUCAGCCCCAUUGUCGCCAUAGUUGAAGUCGAGGGACAUGCACCUGAACCUGUGCCGGCCGGCAAUACACCGCCUUACAUUCGUCUACCUCAGCCACCCACCAUCGAGGAUACCAUUCACCUCUUCACCCUAUCGCCAGAGCAAGCAGUACCGUUCAUCCUCAUGGCCCGGUACUUCGAUCGCCGUGCAGAGCCCGACCCUGGACUUCCACCUCGCAUGCUUGUGGUGGGCCGUCCCGGUACCGGCAAAUCACAGUUCGUACACGCACUGCUCUGGUACACAUUCCAACAUGGUGUACCCGAGUGGCCUGCCACCUGUGCCUACGCCUGGACUGCUGCUGCCGCCUUCCACAAUGACACGCAUCGCAGCCUUUCCACUCACGCCAUGUUCGGCCUUGCAGCAAUGGGCAUCGGACACGGGCGCUCCAAACGUGGCAGCGCCGUCGCCUUGCAGGUACACCGCAAUGUGGGCUCCGGUGCAAUCAUCAUCGACGAAAUCGGCAUGAGCAGCAUCGAGCAUUUGGGCGCCAUCUACAAUGCGUGCAAUAAACAUCUCACGUGUGCACCACAGCUGGAGCGGGAGCCUGCCUUCACACCCUCUGCACCCAACUCACAACGCGUGCAUCAGGGAGAGUCCACGUCAGAAGACGAGCACACAGUCACAUCUGACUCCUCAACUGACAACAAUGCAGCACCAUCCACCAGGCAUCGACACCCAGUUCCACAGACACGUGACCAUAUCCACAACGGCUUCAUCCUCUACCGCAACCUCGCCCAAGACGUCUUCUUACUCACCCGUCAGCAGCGCCAGAACAACACUCCAAGCGGCAUCUACCUCACCGAGGCUUCCACCAUGUUUGCAGGUGGCCCGGUCACCCGCGAGCGCAUUGAGGAGCUCGUCGACAAGCUGAAUGCGCGCGCCAUCUCUAGCUUGUCGGCCCUGACACCCCUCAAGCCCCGUGUCGUUGUCCAACGAAACGAACCGAGGCACGCGCUAAACACACGCCUCAUGAUGCUGCAAGCGCAGCACCUGAGCAAACGCUUGGUGGUUUGGAAUGCGGACCACGUACCACACCAGCCCCGUGGCACAGCCCCACAGGCUCCGCUCACCCGUGUAGAGCAGGCUGUUGCCAUGCGUGUCAAGGACGCCGAGUUCGAUCACACCACGGCGGACACAUGGUACUAUGAAGGCGCCCCUUACAUCCUGCUGGAUACCACCUGUGCUGAAGCCGGCGCGUUCCACAACAAUGAGGUUGAAGCCUGUGGCCUUCUAACGGACGAGCGAGAACCACCGGAUGAUGGCACCGGACCGUACCGGCGGCUACAGUACCUCCCCACCGCCAUCCUUGUACGCCCGAUCCACGGUCACAAACCCACCACUAUCCUACAGGGCUCGCACGACCUUGCCAGCCACGGUGCUACUUUUGCGCUCCGACCCCGUGCCAGCAAGGAGCCUGCGACCGUCCUGAUGCCCGCCACCAACACCGGCACCGCACCCAAAGCCAUCAAACGCAUCAACUUCGGCCUCGGUGACUGGUUCGUUGUCACGGACCACUGGGUACAGGGCCGAACAUUCCGCGAGUGCUGGGUCGUCGACCUCAGUGUACCACCGAAAGGGAUCAAGCGUGCCACUCUCUUCGUCCUCCUCACCCGCUUCAAAUCCCUCGAUGACAUUCACCUCCUGCGCCCACUCUACACCACCCCGACCGAACGCCGCAGCGUGGUCACCGCCUUCCAGCGCGCCACCAGGCUGACCGACGACCUAGCCGCUGAACUGCGUUUGCUGGACGCCACAGCAGCCGACACACACCGACGCUACCGGAACGAAUUCCGGUCCGUGAACUUACUACUCACGUGGACAGCCGGCCCCAAGGCCAAAGCCCCAAACACUUCCUUUUCGGCAGUACCGACGGACGCUGGCUACUUUGUCGCUGGCGUUAUCCGAGGCCACUCUGCAAUCGGCAUCGUAAGCAUCAACAACGCAGUGCUUGACGACCUACUAGCUGCACACCAAGCGGGCCCCACCAAAUUCGCCACAAAAAUUGCCUGCAUCUCAGAGCAGGCAACCGCCGCGUAUGAUAUGGAAGUAGCGAUGAUGGCCAUGCCCACGCCUUACGUCCAACUCUGGAAACAGGCAGCGCAGCAGCGGCAACCACUCUACUUAAUAAACGGCCGAAUCACACAAAAAGACAAGUGGCAGCCAGUCGUAUGGCUCGGUGGAGUCUUGGUUACAGCGGCAUAUCCCAGCAAGGUCGUACGUCACUGGGUAGACCUGGCGUCGGCAGCAAUCGACGAUCAGCAACUGCCGCAAUCAGUAACUACAACAGCCAGCGCAGGCCCAUCUACCUACACCCAUCCCGUAUUGGCAUGGGAACGCCGGAACGCUACAGCCGUGGUACUACCUGCCGACGGUACACACAAAGACAUGCGACUACAACCUAACCUGACGUUAGAAGUUAGUGUAGACCAACAGCCGGUAAUCCCCCUCGUACUGCAUCGAGGGGACAAUACCGCCACGUAUCCAGUCUGCGCGUCCGAAUUAGCCGUACUACAGCAACUACCAGGUUUCCAGGACUUCUUCGCGGACCAGGACUUCGCGACGACGGAGAGUCGACAACAAUACGUCACAGAAGAACAGUGGACGCUCCACUGCGACGUAAAGACGACAACACACGGACGCACCACCUUCGUGACGGACAUCUGCCCCAUCUGA
Molecule: messenger RNA, 9616 nt
Organism: Volvox carteri f. nagariensis
Lineage: Eukaryota; Viridiplantae; Chlorophyta; Chlorophyceae; Chlamydomonadales; Volvocaceae
Exons: 16
Coding region: 416-9616 (3066 amino acids)
Source: RefSeq, a predicted model, not a curated record